Molecule: messenger RNA, 3613 nt
Organism: Haliotis rubra (blacklip abalone)
Lineage: Eukaryota; Metazoa; Mollusca; Gastropoda; Lepetellida; Haliotidae
Product: putative bifunctional UDP-N-acetylglucosamine transferase and deubiquitinase ALG13
Exons: 18
Coding region: 17-1729 (570 amino acids)
Biological process (GO): protein deubiquitination
Molecular function (GO): cysteine-type deubiquitinase activity
Source: RefSeq, a predicted model, not a curated record
UCGAAGAGAGCAGAAAAUGAGCUCGAAAUCUCAAGAAAUGUCGAAACUUGUUGCAAACAUGGAUGCAUAUCUUGCGCAGCUGGGCCUGUGCAGGAAAACAAUUGUCAGAGACGGAUCCUGUUUGUUCCGUGCGGUGUCGGAGAAGCUGUUCCUGACACAGUCGUACCAUCUGCGGAUCCGGCAAAUGUGUGCUGAUUAUCUCUGGAGACACCGGGACGAGUUUGAACCUUUUAUUGAAGGUUCCUUUGAAGAAAGAAUAUUUAGAUUACAGAAUUCAAAAGAAUGGGCAGGUCAGGUGGAAAUGAUGGUACUAUCCAGACUCUAUGGUGUGGAUUUCAUAAUCUUCCAACAACCAGAGUGUCCCCCUGCUAAUGUAACACAAAAUAACUUUGUAACAAAGAUAUUGCUGUGUUUUGUUGACGGUGUCCAUUACGACAUUAUCUACCCUAGAUCCUUCGUGCAAGAUGCUGCAAUCUGUCAAUCAAUUCUAUACGAGAUACUUUACCAUGGAGUGUUUGGACUGACGAACGAGUUGGAAGAAGCAGUCCUCUUCAUUAGACAACAGAAGAAAAGCUCGAGAGAGAUACUUGAAAAUGGCUGUUUAUACUUGGAAACCUGCCACAGUGGAGAGAACAACUUUAUUACACGCCAUAUAAGCCGGUCUACGCCACCUCUGCCAUAUCGGAUAGCCAAAGCUCUAGAUCCAGUGUUUUUCCGAAACGUUGAGCUUGAUAUCAUUCAGGAGGAGAAACGAGAGGCAAAGUUAAGAACUCAACAGGGCAAGGACUUCAAUGGUUUUGCACCUGGUGACAAGUGUCAGGUACUGCUGGCUAGCCACACAGACAGGUUGUAUAAUGCCCAUAUACAACACUUGUCAGAGAACCAGGGACCUGUUGAAGUCUUCAUAGAGGAACUUGGAGAAAAGAAAACAGUACCUUAUUCAAGUCUGCGUUCACUACCAGCUGCCCUGAAAAAUAACUGCCUGUUACCCCUGGAAGGGAAGAGUAAGCGAAAGAAAGGGAGUCAGUGUCUAAUGCCAGUUGCCUCUGUGGACCUACCCUCCCAACACUACCACAUCUCACCCAGCAGAUCCCCACUCACACGCUCAGUCUGGACACCCAGGGACAACAGCUGCCGACCGCUUGACAUAGGGCAGAGAAUGCCGAUACCUCAAGCACCUGUUCCUGAGAGUUCUGAGCCUCUAGAGAACGGCGGUGGUGGACAUUACUGCUCUGUACCUGUGUCCUCGUCCUCCAACAACAACUCCCAGGCUCCCCUGCCUAUGACACAACCCCCUGUGUAUCUAGUGCCUGUAGUCAAUGUACCAUAUGCUUCAUCCAUUGGUCAGGUGAACUUCAGUUGGGGACCAUCUCAAGAUCCAUAUGGCAAAGAUUUGCCCCUCUCAGAUAUGAACACACUGCGAUACUUCUUCAACCUUGGUAAUGAGUAUUCAAGAGUGAUCGCCAGUUUCCAGCAAUCCCAGCAGCCAAUAUUGCCACCUCCACCACCGCCACCCAUGAUUGGUCCUGUUGACAUGUCAGCUCAGCCAAUGAUGUCACAUUAUGAUCAGGGCUUUGCUCCCAUUCCUGGCACACCUUCCCAAGGUCAAGGUCAAGUGGUGUACAUGGUAGGCCCUUCGUACCCCACUGCGCCUGUCCAGGCCUUCCAGCCAGGGCUGCCCCCUGUGAACUACAGCGUCGGGGUACCCUGCCCCGCAGCUACACAGUAACGGCAAAAGAAGAUGGAGUCUUCGCUAGUGCUACUCCUAGCUUUCUUAGUGCGCACUGUUAUCAUCCUAAACUCGACAUUUUAUGUUGUCUGGCCGUCUAAUUCCAUAAUUCUUAUUUGGCAAAAGUCUAAAAUUUGGACUGCAAUUUUUACAUUUUUUGCAAAAUAAAUUUAACAUUUUGAGUCAAAAGUUUGAUAUUUUUAGGGCAUGUUUCUGGAAAUGAAACAAGGGCCAGAUUUUAAUGUAUUUAGUUUCUGUAUGGUUAUAAACAUACAAGGAAGUCUAGGUUUUAGGAUAUUAACAGCUACGUAGUGCCAUCAGUUUUAGGCUAAUUGUACUUGGUGUUUAACACUAAUAUUUUUAAGCCAUCUUCAUAGCAUAACAUUAGAGCUUGCCAUUACCAGUCUUCCUGCUGCUUCGGUUGAUUGGGAAGAGUGAAGGAAGAGACUAGUCCAUUAUUGAGUGUUGGAAACAAAAAACAUGGCGUCUGAAGGAGUCCAGGCCUUGUUUGAACAUACAGUCUUGUCGAAAACAUGUAUAAUAUUCUGUGCCAAGAACUGUUGUUGCUGAGUUUGAAACGAAUACGAAGGAACUUUGUUGAAAUGCGCGUGACUGAAUCCGAUUGAUGGUAGUAGUGAAUCCUCACAAACUGACAUGUACCUCUGACUCAAGUGAGCAUUCUGUGUCAUCGAAGUCUUGAACUUCAAGCAGAACAUUUCUGUGAAACGUGUACAUAUUCAAUCCUGGGACAGUUUAAAGUGUGGUAGAAACCAUCACUUCGAAAGGGCACUGCCAAAUGGCUUUUGUGAUGACCACUUCCUUGGCAGUUGAGAUGACAUCACACAGUUCAAGAUGAAAAAACACGAAUUAUUGUCUCAUUAACACACAUUAUGCUUGAUGCGGAUUUACCACAGUAAUAGUCUGAUGGUAGCCAUUGAUAUUUGUAAGACUUCUCAUGUACAUGUACUUUGGUACAAGAAGAAUUACGAUAACCCAGUGCGUGUUGUCACGAAUAUGUUCAUUGUCAUUUCUUGAACGUCAGGAGAUAUUGCCUCCCUUUAGCAUUGUCAACAUUUAAAAAGCAUUUAGUUUGAGUGUUUUGUUAUUUGUCCGAUCAUUAAAGAUAUUUAUUUCCAUGUUUGUAUUGGUUGUACUAACCUUGUAGUACGUUAGUUUUCUCCCCUAAUGGAGCUGAUGAUCAGUCCAGAAAAUCUGUUUAUGUUUCGACAGACUUUUCUGUCAAUUUGGGGAGCAUUAAUUGUGCCCCUUAUGUUUGUUCAGUUGUGUAUACAAAAUAAGUUCAUAUCUUUGAUGUGAAGUUCAAACAGUAUCUCUUCAGUUUAACAGAUAUUGAAAGUUAAAUGUUAUCAAAUAAAUAUAUAUGUAUUUUGUAUGCAAUUUUGAAAUUUAACUUUGUUGAUUGUAGAUUAUGCAGACUUUAAUGAUGUUUGUUAUUAACAUUAAAUGUUAAGCCAUUUCAGAACAUCAACUCCAUUAAUUUGGUUAAUUAAGAGAUUCAGGCACAAAGUUUGAGAAGUCAUACCUUUUCUGUCAUAAAUAUUGAAGAAAGGAUAAGUAUUGUCAUACAGAGUUUGAGCUGUAGACUUGUCCACUUGCUGUUCUCUAAGGAGAGCAUUUUGAAAUUAAUCGAAAAUAGGUGUUUUACUUCUCUGGUUGUGUAUGGAUUGAUGAAGGUACCAGAAUGAUACAUGAGGAAAAACAGUAUGUAUAUAUAAUUAGUCCUCAGGCAAAGCCUUUUGAAAAUUUAGGAAUUGUUAGAUGGGAAACAUUUCUUUAGUAUGAAAAAUCUUGUCACCCAGGAUUCAUGAGUUUUUACUGUGCUUCAAGGAGCAGGAACAUAUUAGGUAUACAAUAAACACAAUU